AUGCAGUUCACCACCAUCGCUCUCGCUCUCAGCAGCUACGGCCUCACUCUGGGUGCCGCCGUCGACAGCCUCACCGUCACCCCCGGCAUCGCCAUCCACGUCCCCGGCACUCCUGUCGCCACUACUCUGAACAUCUCGCAAGUAGCCGGCCCUGUGGAGCGCAGCGUUGAGAAGCGCGGCAACGGCAACUUCUACGUCUGCACUGACAAGAACUUCGGCGGCAUCUGCCAGAACCUCGCUUUCACCACCGACGUCUGCUGUAAGCAUGCCAUGUUCAGAAUCCCUUGUUCGCGCCCCGUGGCUAACACAUGCAUAGACACCUUGGCCUCCCCCUUCCAGGACAGCAUCAGCUCCGCUGGCCCCGAUUCUUACGCCUGCAGUGUGUACCAGGACAACGGCUGCAACGGAAACAACAUCCUGAUCACCAAGCCCGGCAUCAACAACCUCGCUGAUUUCAACUUCAACGACAUCAUCAGCUCUUACCGCUGCCACAUCUAA
Parastagonospora nodorum SN15 is the source of this 498-nucleotide messenger RNA. RefSeq lists its product as hypothetical. The transcript has 3 exons. The record is from RefSeq and is a predicted model, not a curated record. Bases 1 to 498 code for a protein of 165 amino acids. Lineage: Eukaryota; Fungi; Ascomycota; Dothideomycetes; Pleosporales; Phaeosphaeriaceae.